UGGCUCAAAGGCGGAGUCCCCACAACGGGUGAACAGGUCGACGGUGACUCCGAGAGAAGGCGGACAUGGCGCAGGUGGCUGAGAACAGGCCUCAGAGGCAUAUUGACAAUCCGGUGGUCUUCUUCGACAUCUCCAUCGGAGGCCAUCCCGUUGGGCGGAUAAAGAUGGAGCUCUUCAGAGAUGUGGUGCCCAAGACCGCGGAGAACUUCAGACAGCUUUGCACUGGAGAGUUCAAGUUGAACAAGGUCCCCAUCGGCUACAAGAACUGUACCUUCCACCGAAUCAUCAAGGACUUCAUGAUCCAAGGUGGUGAUUUCGUGAAAGGAGACGGCACAGGCAGUCUGAGCAUCUUUGGGGAGCGGUUCCCCGAUGAGAACUUCGUGCUCAAGCAUGACAAGCCGGGCCUCCUUUCGAUGGCGAACAGUGGCGCCAAUUCCAACGGAUGCCAGUUCUUCAUCACUGCAAACAAGUGCGACUGGCUUGACAACAAGCAUGUGGUCUUUGGACAGGUGCUGGAUCCCGCGUCCAUGCUGGUGGUCCGCAAGAUCGAGAACGUCGCGGUGGGCGCCGGCAGCAAGCCGCGUCUGUCGGUGCUGAUCACUGAGUGCGGUGAGCUUUGAGGAUGUGCUAUGCUGCGGUUCCGCUUCCGUGGUGCCUGACGUGCAACGGAGACGAGAGACGACUAUGCGAAGAGGAAAAGGACGGCUGAGGUGAUGCUCCGAUCUGCC
Messenger RNA from Durusdinium trenchii, 728 nucleotides. NCBI's taxonomy places the organism in Eukaryota, Dinophyceae, Suessiales, Symbiodiniaceae. The record is from the annotation of a GenBank genome assembly.